UGAUUAUAUGCUUUUUUACCUGUCCCUCUCUCUCUUUCGCUCUCUGUCAGACUGUACAGGUCUUCUGUAUCAGACUGCACCUCUCUCUCGUUUGAUUCCCACAUUUUGGCUCUUUUUCUCUCUUUCUGCUGAUAACUCUGCUGGUUUUUGAAGAUGUCUAAGCAGGAGAAGACUGUUCAUGAUGUUGAGGAGUAUUUUCAGGAACGAGGGCCAACUGUCACAUUCAGUAACUUGCACUACUGUGUUCAGGAGAAGAGGUUCUGCUGCAAGAGAGGUCCUGAAAAAUGCAUCCUCAAAGAUGUGAGUGGCAUCAUGAGACCUGGGAUAAAUGCUAUCAUGGGUGCCACCGGAAGUGGUAAAACAUCGCUGCUAGAUGUAAUCGCAGGAAGAAAAGACCCUGCUGGACUGCGGCAAGGAAAAGUCUUGGUGGAUGGCAAAGUCGUCACGUCUGACCUCAGGCUCAGCUCUGCCUAUGUGGUUCAGGAUGAUAUCCUGAUGGGCACUCUGUCUGUGAGGGAGAACCUUCUGUUCAGUGCCAACCUGCGUCUCAGCCCUAAGCAUCACUCCUCUGCAGAUAAAAAGAGCAGAGUAGAUGCCAUCAUACAAGACCUGGGACUAACAGACUGCGCAGACACUAAGAUAGGGACAGAGUUUCUGCGUGGUGUAUCUGGAGGUGAAAGGAAGCGGUGCAGCAUCGGGAUGGAGCUCAUCACCUCUCCGUCUCUGCUGUUUUUGGAUGAACCGACCACCGGACUGGAUUCUAACACUGCAAACUGUAUCAUCAGUCUACUGCAUAACCUGACCAGAAGAGGAAAGACUGUGAUCUUCUCCAUCCACCAGCCACGCUACUCCAUCUUCAGACAGUUUGACCAUCUGACCCUGAUGCAUAAAGGGGAGGUGGUGUAUGCAGGAGCAGCAGACCAUGCACUGGAGUACUUCACAAACCUGGGCUACCAGAUUGAACCCUUCAACAACCCUGCUGAUUUCUUUAUGGAUGUCACAAAUGGAGAGGCAAAAUCAACAUUAGAAACACUUACUGCAGAGUCUACAAACUCGUUGGCAACCAAGUACAGGGAAUCCCAACUGUGCCAGAGUGUCCUUGAGGAGUUGGACCAUGUAAAUCAGAGUAUUGCUGAUGGGGCCAAAGGACAAAACAAGGCAGCUGAUUAUGCUACGUCUUUCCUCUAUCAGAUACGUGUGGUGUGUGGUAGGACUGUGCUGAACAUACUCAGGAACCCUCAAACCUCUUAUGGCCAGUUGGCUCUCAACAUCUUUUUUGCAGUUCUGGUGGGACUCAUUUAUUUCCAAAUGCCCUUAACACUGCCUGAGGCUCUACAGAACAGGAGUGGAGCGUUUUUCUUCCUUAUCAUCAACAUGGUCUUUGGGAAUCUCUCUGCUGUUGAACUCUUUAUCAAUGAAAGGGCGAUCUUCAUCCAUGAAAACUCCAGUGGCUAUUAUCGUACGUCCGUCUACUUCCUGUCCAAGAUCUUUGCUGAUCUCAUCCCCAACCGCAUCAUCCCCAUCUUUAUAUUUUCAGCCAUCGCCUAUUAUAUGAUGGGUUUGAAUCCUGGCUUUGUGUCCUUCCUUUGUUUUGCCCUGACCAUGUCCCUGGUCAGUCUGGCAGGAGUCGGGCUGGCCUUCCUCGUCUCAGCGAGUGUAUCUACAUUUGCCAUGGCUAACAUCCUCAUUGCUCUACCAUUCGUCUUCAUGAUGGUUUUUGGUGGUUAUCUUGUCAAUCUCAAUGCCAUGCUGAACUGGCUCUCCUGGCUGAAAUGGAUCAGUAUCUUCAGAUAUGGACUGAAUGCUGCAUUCAUCAACGAGCUGUCCGGACAGUUGUUCUACAACGGCACCACCGUUAUCCCAGGGGAGGUGUUCCUGAAAGCCCAGGACAUCGACUACUCUGUGUGGGGCUUUUGGCAGAACGAGGUGGCUCUGCUGGGAAUCACAUUGGUCUGCAUGUUCUUGUCCUAUGUACAGCUACGACGAAUCAACCGCUGGAAAUGAUGCCCAUCCAUCUGUUUAUACAUCCAUCGACCAUGCACUGUGACUUUAUUUAUUUAACAGGCCUCAACUGAAACACAUAACAUCAUUUGUGGAAAUAUGGGAAAGUUAUUGUUAUACUAUAUGUGCGCACCAGAUGAAAUAAGCUUUCUAAUACAUUUAAAUUAUUGUGUAAAAUCAAAGUAGUUGUUAAACAUUUCACAUGAAAUCUCUUUCACUCCCUCACAGUCACACACAUGAACAAACACACGUGUUGCAACAUUUGACUCCAGGAUGGAUAAGCCGUCACUAAGCAUACUUGGUCUGUGCACGAGGGAAUGUACAGUGACAGCCAAGCCAACGUCUAAGUCCUUACAAAGCUACUUACUGUGAGCAGAACAGUAAAAGUCCAUGCAUAAAGUGAUUCCCAUUUUAUUAAUUUAAUUACCUUUCAGAACCAGGGAAGAAACUGUCAUUGUAUUUUUAGUUUAAUAUAUAUAUUUGUUGUUACAAACUUCUUAACUUAUCUUAUUAUACUUAUAAAAGUAACAUAUCAAUGGCAGUAUGUAGCUUGGACUGGUAGUUGGAGAGCAUGUAAACUCAAGCAUAUGUAAAACUUGAUUAUGUGAAUUGAAGAAGAGUCACACAUGAAAAAAUUACUUUAUUGCUCACCGUCUGACAGUAUGACAUAUGUAUUCUGUACCAUUUUGUACCAGCUCUUUAAUGAAAAUUAUGUUUACAGUGAGUAAAAUUUCUAAAACUAUGACAUCAUGACUUUUAAGGCUGCGCCAUUGCAUUAAAUAGAAAUAUUCUACAUGCCUUUGCAUCAUUUUAUACACACCACCCUUAAAAUUCAGCAUAUUUGGAAACUUAAGGAUUUCCACUAAAACUUAAUUGUCUCAGGUUUGAGUAAAGUUAGCUGCACAACAAGAUUUUUAAAAUGAAAAUGUAGAAAUAAUAAACAAUAAACAACGUU
This is a messenger RNA of Larimichthys crocea (large yellow croaker), 2956 nucleotides long. RefSeq names its product ATP-binding cassette, sub-family G (WHITE), member 2b (gene abcg2b). Lineage: Eukaryota; Metazoa; Chordata; Actinopteri; Sciaenidae. The coding region runs from base 154 to 2004 and encodes 616 amino acids. The transcript has 15 exons. The record is from RefSeq and is a predicted model, not a curated record. Gene Ontology annotation, cellular component: membrane. Gene Ontology annotation, molecular function: ABC-type transporter activity; ATP binding; ATP hydrolysis activity.